Messenger RNA from Hirsutella rhossiliensis, 6927 nucleotides. RefSeq names its product reverse transcriptase (RNA-dependent DNA polymerase) domain-containing protein. Bases 1 to 6927 code for a protein of 2308 amino acids. The record is from RefSeq and is a predicted model, not a curated record. The transcript is spliced from 21 exons. NCBI's taxonomy places the organism in Eukaryota, Fungi, Ascomycota, Sordariomycetes, Hypocreales, Ophiocordycipitaceae. Gene Ontology annotation, molecular function: zinc ion binding; nucleic acid binding; RNA-DNA hybrid ribonuclease activity.
AUGACCUAUGUCCGCCGCAGGCCGGGACUGAUGGUAGAUCAGAGAAGGCCCACGGCAACACGUGACAUUCUCUGGCUCGUGGUCAACGACAUCACUCUAGUCAACAUUUACCGCCAACCGUCGUACGACGAGGCACUUGACAUACUACUCCGAUGGCCAGCACCUGACAGAUGUCUGGUAGCUGGCGAUUUCAACGCCAAACACCACAGCUGGCAAGCCGGCCGCAUCGAAGGUCGCGGUGAGGCUGUAGCUGCAUGGGCGACGGCCAAUGGUCUGAAUCUGCUCAAUCCGGCUGACGUCCCGACAAACCCUCAUGGCAACACGAUAGACCUUGCUUUCUCUAAUAUUGCCUUGGCCGCCGCGGUGGUCGAGGACCACCUCGCUACCAGCUCCGACCACUUCACGCUCAAUAUCACCCUCCCCGAACUCGCCGUAACGCCUCCACCCACUGGAAAGGUCCGUCUCACCUCUGACGAGGAAAUACGACGCUUUAUCGAGAUGGUUGAAAACGGUGUGGCGGCUAUCCAGCCGUCGACCGCAUCCCCUCAAGACCUGGAUUCACUUGCCCUGGCAGUGACUAACCUAUUUCAGUUUGCCGCCAAGGCUGCAGGCCGGCCGGUCCGCAAAGGUGCGCGCAGCGCACCCUGGUGGACGGAGGAAUGCGUCUUGGCGGCGGCGGAGUAUCGCGCGGUGAGGAGAGUCUUCCCUCUCGGUUUCUGUCGUGAGGUUCAGCUCGCCAAAAAGACCUUCCGGAGAGUCGUGCGACGAGUCAAGCGCCGCUACUGGCGCGACCUCAUUGACAGCUUUACGGACAGCGCAUCCGUCUUCAGGGCAGUCCUGGACGAUGCAGUUUACGAGACCCAGCUGGACAAAGCCAACGCACUGCGACGGGCAACGCUCGAACGCCGCACCUCGCAGGACGACAUCACGGACCCGUGGGUCCCAGUGGAUCCAGUCCGGGACGCAACCCUGCGAACGGGUAACACCUCUCCCGGCUCUGAUAACAUCACUGUCAAGAUGCUCCGUGCCGUUUGGCACGCCAUUGGGAACCUUGUCCACAAGCUGUACCAGGGCUGUCUCAACAUCGGCCACCACCCCAAGCCUUUCAGGAAGCGGAAGUGGUCCGCCGUUGACCUCGUCGCGGCACUAGUCCACGACAUUGAGGAAGCUUUCGCACGCAAGCAGGUGGCCACACUCGUGACGAUGGACAUCGAAGGUGCCUUCGAUACCGUCCUCCGUAACAGACUCAUUCUCCGCCUUCGACAGCAGGGGUGGCCCUCGAACGUCGCUCGCUGGGCCGGCUCCUUCAUGCAUGACCGAACGGCAUGUAUCCGCUAUCAGGACGUUACGACUCCGUCGUCACCCCUGCAGUGCGGACUGCCACAAGGUUCACCAGCCUCUCCCAUUCUGUUCUUGCUGUAUACGGAGCCAGUCUACCGCUUGAGCAGCCCGAAAGGACGCUUCGGCUAUGCAGACGACACCGCUAUCCUUUGCGUCGGCAACAAUCUGGAGGAGACUGCCCGCAAAGCGUCAAGACACGUCCACGAACUCAUGGAAUGGGGUACCGAAAAUGCGAUAGCCUUUGACCCCAAGAAGACCGAAGUCAUGCACUUCUCCCGAACGAAGCCGAGAACUGCACCGCCAGUCUUCCAUGGCGAGAUGGAAAAGCGGCCGGAAUGCGCCAUGCGCUGGCUAGGCAUCUGGCUCGACAGCACCCUGUCCUUCAAGACCCACGUCGAGAAGUGGACAGCCAAAGCGCAAAGAGUAGCCCACCACCUCCAGGGAAUGACGAACACCAACCGGGGACCCCUGCCGAGUGCGGUCCGGAGAGCCGUCCGCGCCUGCAUCGAGCCUCAACUCCUCUUCGGAGCAGAGGCAUGGUACCCGGGCAUGACCAGCCCGCGAUGGACCCAACCGAUGCGCCAGGCCAGAGCUCCUUCCACGCAGAUUCGCCAGCGGCCAGCCCUGCAAACUGCACCGAAGGAGGAAUCAGCGGCCAACUUCCGCGACUGGCUCCGAGGAGCCGCAGGGUACGGCUAUGCAAUACAUUUGGAUGGACUCACCGUCCUCGAUGGAAACGGGCGCCUGGGUCCCGCUGAAGUCUUCGACGCUGAGGCCAAGGGCGCCCUUGAAGGCCUCCGUGCUGCUCUCGGUCUCCCAGGGCCAGAGCGAAUCGCCGUAUGCCUCGAUAACCUUGCAGUCGCGUCGUGCCUGCGAGGCAUGCCGUCAGACUCGUCCCAGAAUGAGUUCCUGGAAUUCCAGGCCUUGGCCGCAGAACAUGGUGCCACCGAGAUCCGUUGGAUUCCCGGCCAUACCAACAUCCCAGGCAACGAGCAGGCCGACGCCUUAGCUAAGGCGGGAACCUCUCAACCCGAACCGGUAGAUGCUCUCCCGACGCUGGCAUAUCUGCGUAAGGUCGCUCGGCGGCGACCAAAAGACGCGUUUAAAGCCUGGUGGGAAGUGUCUGCACCCCAGCAAUACAAGGUCCUCGACCUUGACGCCACGACUGGCUGCCCGCCAGAACUUACCAUCCCACGACCUCUCCUCCACCACCUGCUCGCAGCAAGAACCCACCAUGGGGACUUCGCUGACUACCAUGAAAGGUUCAACCACGACGACGCACGACUGACGUGCUCUUCGGAUGAGGCUGGCGCCCUCACCGACCGCGGCGGUCAACCGAGCAAUAGGAAGAAAUUUCGACCGGCUGAGCAAAGGAGCGCCUUUGAGCCGAUGAAAUGCUGGAUGGUGGAUUGUCAGCGCUCUGCGCUGGCUUCGGCUGCGGCCAUGGCAUCUGCCACGAGCUCGCAUGCCAGCUCGGAUCCCUUUGAUCUGGGUGCUCAUACCCCGCCUAACCUUGCUCGCUUAGCCCGUGCAUCUCAGCUGCGAAAUAGUUCUCCCAUUGUGACCCGUCCCAUUGGUCUCUCUUCAGCAUUCCGGCGGCCGGCAGCAACGCCGUCGUCGCCCCUCAUCCGCCUGUCCAAUGCCGCCGCUACGGAAGGAGCGCGGCGUGAACCCGUCCCGAGCCUGCCCGGCACCACCGAGACCGACGUGCUCCAACCGGUGUCUAUCAUUGAUGCAGCUAACAAACUCGCCGGCGACGAAACCGAUGCCCACAACGCCAAAAUGACGGUUUUUCGGGCCUUCUGCGAAUCAUUCGAGCAGACUGCGAAGCAAUUCACAUCUGGUCUCGAACACAGCUUCGCAGAGCACUUCUCCAACCGUUUUCUCGACCUCUGGAGGCAGACGCCCUCCGAUCUCCGACUCGCAUCUGCGCCGACGUACAGCAGCGUGGCCGCCGGUCGCACCGCAAGCCAGCGGCCAUGUGGCCACUCUCCCACGGCCGCUGCAGCCCCGCAACAAGAGCCACAACAGCCAAUUUCCCGUCUCCAGGGACGACCAAUCCCCGCCCCGCCGAAAGAAGACCUCCGGGUUUUUGUGCGACUCCCGGCCGAAGCACCGGCGAGGGACCACAAUAGCUACGCAAUCCGGACCCACAUUGCCGCCAAAGUCGGCAUCGACCUUCACCAAGUCCCAGCCGCUUUCAAGGUGAACUCCGGAUGGGCCAUCAGAACAACAGAUGCGACCAUUCGGGAUCUUAUCGUCCAACGACAGUCAGAGUGGUCCCAAGACAUGGGCGCGACAGAUGUAGAAAUCAGCCAGAGAUGGUACACCUACGCCGUGGCAAACUGCCCCUAUAUUCUUACCGACCUACAGGGAAAGAAUUGGACUACGAGCCAGCCGCCAAAGAUGAAAUCGCCUGCCAGACCGGCCUCAAACCCAUCAGGUCGGCUCGCCCAAUACAUUGAGAGAUCUAGCCUGCCCAGCCAGUGCGACAAGUGCUGGGACUUUCACGCCCGACACACCUGCGACCGACAAGCAUCCUGCAAGCGGUGCGGACGGCGCGGCCACGACGCGGAAGCUUGCGUGGCCCUCGAGCGGUGCGCGAACUGCCUUGGGCCCCACGCCGCAGACUUUGCGAAGUGCCCUGCGCGCCCGAAGCGAUCACACGGCGUCAUUCGCCGUCUGACGAGAGAAGAGAAAUCUCGCGUCCGAGAGCUGGGCGCUCAACUGUCCGCCCGGCGAAAGGAACAAUACGAAAGAGUAGAACGAUCCGAGCAGCCCGAACGGGAUGCCACCUGCUCGCCGGGUGGUGUCACCGAAAAGACAGUAACGCCUGGGCCUGACAGGAAGACCGCCUCGGAAUCGACGCACCUCACCCCCCGACCUCAAGUGCUGCCCGGGACGACGGACAGCAAGCCCAACCUCAUGACGAAGCCCCACGGCGCGACUCUGCGAGUCUUCCAAGCGAACGUGGGCAAGAUCUCGCCGGCGCACGACUGCGCCCUUGCCCUCGCCGAUUCCGAACAUUACGAUGUGGUGCUCCUCCAGGAGCCAUGGACAGAAACAAAGGGCGGCCGAUGCCUUACCAAAACACAUCCCGCCUACGACACCUUCUCCCCGGUUGACAGCUGGGAAGACAAUAGCACCCGACCCAGAGUCAUGACCUAUGUCCGCCGCAGGCCUGGGCUGAUGGUAGAUCAGAGGAGGCCCGCGGCAACUCGUGACAUUCUUUGGCUCACGGUCAACGACAUCACUUUGGUCAACGUUUACCGCCAACCAUGUCUGGUAGCAGGCGAUUUCAACGCCAAACACCACAGCUGGCAAGCCGGCCGCAUCGAGGGCCGCGGCGAGGCUGUAGCUGCAUGGGCGACAGCCAACGGUCUGAACCUGCUCAACCCGGCUGACGUCCCGACAAAUCCUCGCGGCAAUACGAUCGACCUUGCCUUCUCUAAUAUCGCCUUGGCCAAUGCCGUGGUGGAAGACCAUCUUGCCACCAGCUCCGACCACUUCACGCUCAGCACUACCCUGCCUGAGCUCGCUGUAGCGCCCCCACCCACUGGGAAGUUUGCCGCCAAAGCUGCAGGCCGGCCGGUCCGCAAGGGCGCACGCAGCGCGCCCUGGUGGACGGAGGAAUGCUCCUUGGCCGCGGUGGAGUAUCGCGCAAGAGUCGUGCGGCGAGUCAAGCGCCGUUACUGGCGCGAUCUGAUUGACAGCUUCACGGACAGUGCGUCCGUCUUCAAGGCGGUCCUGGAUGAUACCGUCUAUGAGACCCAACUAGACAAAGCCAACGCCCUGCGACGAGCAACGCUCGAACGUCGCACUUCGCAGGAUGACAUCACGGAUCCGUGGGUCCCAGUGGACACAGCGAGGACGAUUCCUUUCGCUCAGAACGUUUCCCUGGAGGAGGUCCGGGACGCGACCCUUCGCACGGGUAACACCUCUCCCGGCUCCGAUAACAUUACGGUCAAGAUGCUCCGUGCCGUCUGGCAUACCAUUGGAAGCCUCGUCCACAAGCUGUAUCAGGGCUGUCUCGACAUCGGUCACCAUCCUAAGCCUUUCAGGGAAGCGGAAGUGGUUAUGAUCACGAAGCCGGGGCGUCGGAACCUGUCCGCUGUUGACCUUGUCGCCGCAUUGGUACACGACAUCGAGGAGGCUUUCUCGCGCAAGCAGGUCGCCACACUCGUGACAAUGGACGUCGAAGGCGCCUUCGACACUGUCCUUCGUAGCAGGCUCAUUCUUCGCCUUCGGCAGCAAGGAUGGCCUCGGAAUGUCGCUCGAUCGCCAGCUUCUCCCAUACUUUUCCUACUAUACACAGAGCCAAUCUACCGCCUGAGCAACCCCAAGGGGCGCUUCGGCUAUGCAGACGACACUGCCGUCCUUUGCGUCGGAGACUCCCUGGAGGAGACUGCCCACAGAGCGUCGAAACAUGUUCACGAACUCAUGACAUGGGGCACCGCGAACGCGAUAACCUUCGACCCCAAGAAGACUGAAGUCAUGCACUUCUCCCGAACUACACCGAGGAAUGCACCUCCAGUCUUCCAUGGCGAGGUAGAAAAGCGGCCAGGCUCAGCCAUGCGGUGGCUCGGCAUCUGGCUUGACAGCACCCUGACGUUCAAGACGCACGUCGAGAAGUGGACUGCCAAAGCGCAAGCAGUGGCCUACCAUCUCAAGGGUUUGACAAUACCAACCGCGGCCCCUACCAGGUGCGGUCCGAGAGCCGUCCGCGCCUGCAUCGAGCCGCAAUUGUUCUUUGGGGCAGAGGCGUGGUACCCGGGCAUGACCUGCCCGCGAUGGAAUAAGCCGGCAAAGGAAGGGCCAUCAAGAAUACGGCACCUCAUCCGGCGGAUGGACAAGUCGCUCAACACGGCCAUGCGAGCCAUCCUCCCGGUCUGGAAGACGACGCCGCUCAGCGCCAGGCACCGGGAGGCGGGCAUACCGCCAGUUUCGCACCUGCUCCAGGCGUGUCGAACGCGCUUCGCAGCCCGUCUCAAGUCCUCGACGAAGCGCACCCGCUUGCGCGUCCACGACAACCUUUCCGGACCAGACUGCGUCGCACUGACGAGCUGCUCCCAAGGUGCGCCAGGCCAGACCUUCUCGCACAAUCGGCGGCAAACUUCGGCGAGUGGCUCCAAUCAGUUGCUCCACGGACAGCAAUCGUCUACUCGGACGGAUCCUCUCCCGGAGGGAGCCGCGGGGUACGGCUAUGCGGUACAUCAGGAUGGACUCACCGUCCUCAGCGGUAACGGCCGUCUUGGGCUUGCUGAGGUCUUUGAUGCCGAGGCGAGAGGCUCCCUAGAGGGUCUGCGUGCUGCGUUGAGCCUCCCGGCUGCAGACCAGAUUGUCGUAUGCCUCGAUAACCUCGCGGUCGCGACGUGUCUUCAAGGCAUGCCGUCAGAUUCCUCCCAGAAGGAGUUCCUGGAAUUCCAGGCCUUGGCCGCAGAACAUGGUGCCACUGAGAUCCGCUGGAUCCCCGGCCACACCAACAUCCCAGGCAGCGACCAAAAGACGCAUUCAAAGCCUGGUGGGAAGUUUCUGCACCCCAACAAACCCACCACGGGGACUUCGCUGAUUACCACGAAAGGUUGA